Ostrinia furnacalis (Asian corn borer) is the source of this 2882-nucleotide messenger RNA. RefSeq names its product cullin 1 (gene Cul1). Gene Ontology annotation, biological process: ubiquitin-dependent protein catabolic process. Gene Ontology annotation, molecular function: ubiquitin protein ligase binding. The coding region runs from base 467 to 2833 and encodes 788 amino acids. The record is from RefSeq and is a predicted model, not a curated record. The transcript has 22 exons. NCBI's taxonomy places the organism in Eukaryota, Metazoa, Arthropoda, Insecta, Lepidoptera, Crambidae. Gene Ontology annotation, cellular component: cullin-RING ubiquitin ligase complex.
AGCGAUUAGUGAAGAAAACAUAGUCGUUCUCUCUUCUUCCUUGUUUCUUUUUCGAUUGUGCAAAGAAUGGUUGAUCGAAAUAGGGCCUACUUGAACUUGAUUUUUCGGAACUGUAUUACAUUUUAAUCAUUGUAUUUAGAAGUAAUCGAAUCAAAUGAACGUUUCAUUGUGUUGUGCUUGAAAAAGUGAAAUGUGCUAGAUGACAGCGUGAAAACGGGUGAUACAUAUUACAAGCACAGUAAUCAACUGGCCCAUCAGACGAUAGCAUCGUAAUAAAAUAAAAUAAAUAAAAUUAUGUUAUUGUAAAUAUCUAAAUACCUAACUAACAUAAUUCUACUGUGAUCUCUUAUGUGUGAUUAGAGUAAUAUUUUUUUUAUACACACACAUGUAUCGUGUUUGAUUUUAGUGCAAUUUGUUUUUUGUUCGUAUUCGUUUGUAUUUAUGAGAGGACGUGGGUAGGUCUACGAUGAGUUCGGUCAGUAGCACGACGAGUGUGAAGCCGCAGAUGCCUCUCAGGCAGAAGGACUUUGAUCAGAUAUGGGGCGACUUGCAAGAAGGCAUCGAGCAAGUAUACAAGAGGCAGUAUAUGGUCAAGAAGAGAUACAUACAUUUGUAUACUCACGUAUACAACUACUGUACGUCGGUGAACCACCAGAGUUCGAGCACUGCUGCCGGCAGGAAUAGCGGCACCAAUGGCGGAAGGAACAGCUAUGCGAGCAAGAAACAGAGCGGGCAGGCGCAAGGCGGCGGCGCCCAGCUGGUUGGCUUGGAGCUGUACAAACGUCUCCGGGAGUUCCUGAGGAUCUAUCUCAUCAACCUGCUCCAGAACGGCGCCGACCUUAUGGGCGAAGAUGUCUUGGCGUUCUACACUAAGCAGUGGGAAGAGUACCAGUUCUCGUCGCGGGUGCUCAACGGAGUGUGCGCUUACCUCAACCGGCACUGGGUGAAGCGCGAGUGCGAGGAAGGAAGGAAGGGCAUCUACGAGAUCUACCAGCUGGCGCUGGUGACCUGGCGCGACAACCUGUUCCAGCGGCUGAACAAGCAGGUCACCAACGCGGUGCUCAAGCUGAUCGAGCGCGAACGCAGCGGGGAGACCAUCAACACGCGCCUGGUCUCCGGGGUAAUCGACUGCUACGUAGCCCUUGGUCUGAAUGAAGAAGACCCGAGCGCCCGCGGCCAAAACCUCGCGGUGUACAAGGAGACAUUCGAAGCCGUCUUCCUCGAGGACACGGAGCGGUUCUAUACGAGGGAGAGCACCGACUUCCUGCGAAACAACCCCGUGACUGAGUACAUGAUCAAGGCCGAGCAACGCCUGCAAGAAGAGCAGCGGCGCGUGCAGGUGUAUCUUCACGAGACGACGAUGGAGCGGCUGGCCAAGACCUGCGACCGGGUGCUCAUCGAGAAGCACCUGGAGAUCUUCCACGCCGAGUUCCAGAAACUCCUAGACGGUGACAAGAACGACGACCUAGGCCGCAUGUACAGCCUGGUCGCUCGCAUCCCCGACGGGCUGUGUGAGCUGAGGCGUCUACUGGAGCAGCACAUCCACGCGCAGGGGCUGCAGGCCGUCGACAAGUGCGGCGAGAGCGCGCACACGGAUCCCAAAGUGUACGUCUCGACCAUCCUGGAGGUGCACAAGAAAUACAACGCGCUCGUACUGGUGGCGUUCAACAACGAUUCCGGUUUCGUCGCCGCGUUGGAUAAGGCUUGUGGAAGGUUCAUUAACAGCAACGCCGUGACAAAGGCCGCCAACUCGUCAUCCAAGAGUCCUGAACUGCUAGCCAAGUACUGCGACCUGCUUCUCAAGAAGUCCAGCAAGAAUCCUGAGGAAGCCGAACUGGAAGACACGCUCAACCAAGUUAUGGUGGUUUUCAAGUACAUCGAGGACAAAGAUGUAUUCCAGAAGUUCUACAGCAAGAUGCUUGCCAAGCGACUCGUACAGCACAUGUCUGCCAGUGACGAUGCAGAGGCUUCAAUGAUCUCAAAGUUAAAACAAGCGUGCGGCUUCGAAUACACCAGCAAGCUGCAGAGAAUGUUCCAGGACAUCGGAGUAUCCAAAGACCUGAACGAAAACUUCCGCAAGCACAUGGCGGACAGUUCCGAGCAGCCACUGCAUAUAGACUUCAGCAUCCAAGUGCUGUCGUCUGGAUCCUGGCCCUUCCAGCAGUCGUCAUCCUUCCAACUUCCCACCGAGUUGGAGCGCUCCGUGCACCGCUUCACGGCGUUCUACUCGGCGCAGCACUCCGGUCGCAAGCUCAACUGGCUCUACAAUAUGAGCAAAGGCGAGCUCGUCACCAACUGCUUCAAAAACAGAUACACGCUGCAAGCGAGCACCUUCCAAAUGGCGGUGCUGCUUCAGUACAACGAGAACACGGCCUGGACCGUGCGGCAGCUGGAGCACCACACCGGCAUCAAGGGAGACUUCCUUCUGCAGGUCCUGCAAAUCCUGCUGAAGGCCAAGUUGUUGGUGUGCCAAGACGACGAGUCCGAACUCACCGAAUCAUCCGUGGUUGAGCUCUACGUAGGAUAUAAAAACAAAAAGCUGCGCGUGAACAUCAACAUCCCGCUCAAGACGGAGCUAAAGGUGGAGCAGGAGGCCACGCACAAGCACAUCGAGGAGGACCGCAAGAUGCUCAUACAGGCAGCUAUAGUGAGGAUAAUGAAGACGCGGAAGACUCUGAAGCACCAGCACCUCGUCGUGGAGGUUCUCAACCAGCUCUCCUCGCGGUUCAAGCCGCGCGUGCCCGUCAUCAAGAAAUGCAUCGACAUCCUGAUUGAAAAGGAGUAUCUGGAGCGCACCGAGGGUGAAAAGGACACCUACAGCUAUUUAGCGUGAUCACAACCGACACUAUAACAUAACAAUAUUACAAUACUGUAAUGGAUUA